GCUGGUGUCGCGAGCUAUAUUUAGGCGGGAAAGCCAGUCAGCCCAGGCCAGCCAGAGUCCAGAGGCCCUAGGUUCAGAGACGGGGAAGGGGAGCGCUGCAAGCGGUUGGAUGCCAAGGACAGAUAGAAGCUUUAAAGCGCAAGUGGCCCGUUCUCGUCUUGCGCUUCUUCAUCAAUCAAUCCUUUCCCGACUUUCGCCCGCUCCCAAGGUCCCGCUCUGACUUUGAGUUCAAUGCAAUAACCGUUUCCAAAGCCCCCUUCUCCCCCCUCUCCCCCCUCUCCCACCCCUCCCUCCAGUGCCACCAGGACUACUCCCAGUGCUCGCUGGUCGCUGGUUCGGGUUCAGCUCAGAUCGGCUCAGCUGGGCUCAGAUCAGCUCGUCCCGAGGCCGAGGCUCUCGCACUCACUCACCCUCGCUCGCUCGCUCGCACAGGCGGUUGCUUUCACUGUGGGGCUGCUGUGGGCGGUGGUGGUGGUGGUGGUGGUGAGCUGAGCUGAGCUCGCGCGCUCGGGCGAGUAUGUAAAACGACACGCCCUCGCGCAUCAGCAUCUGGCGCUGAUGCGCAGCAAUGCAAUGCAGCGCGAGCUGUCCCACGGUCGUCACGAAUGUACAUCUCGGGCCAACAUGUGCAGCUCUGGUCUGGCUAUAUCACAUCCUCAGGCCCUCGCGGCCUGCCUGUGUCGCUCACACUCGCACACUCUCUCUUCCUCUCCCUGCCUGCUCUUUUUUACCUGGUCCGCCCGGGUCGCUGCUAUGCCUCACUCAGACGAUGGCUGGCUGCUGGCUGCUGCCUGCGGCAGCACGAACGUGAGCGCGAACUGCCCCAGCCACCAGCAGGCAGGCAGGCAGGCAGGCAGCCCGCCCGUCCGCCCCCGUGACUAGCGAACACCCUAAGAUACUCCAGAUUCUCUACCAACAAGAGUCACGCGUCCGCGCUCUCGCAGCAUACGGAUUCAGACUGACUUCUUCCAGUUAGAGAAUCUUGAGUAUCUCACGAUGUUUCCUGGCCAUUCUCCGCUUCGCACUGCAGGCACGCGCACGCAAGCAAGCUGCUCGCUCGCACAUCUUGCUAUGGUGACUGUGUAGUGUAUCAGAUGAGUACUGUUUGGUCGGGUGGGAAGCUUGUCGGCUGCUGCAGACGUCUGCGAAGUCCGAAGAGCUUCGGAACUCGAUGCGCUCCCUGUGAGGGAUUUUCGAGUCAGCUUUCGGUUUCUGGGGCGUGUCGUGCCACAUCGAGCUCCGCUGGACGCUUUUGAGAUGAUCAGCUUUCAGAAUACACAAGAUGGAAUGUGGAAUUUCUGUCCAGCGAUCAUUUCUCCCGAUGACCUCGUAGCCGUGUUCCCUGGUCUUCACUCUGAGUACACUUGUAUCGCAGCGGCGAGCUCUAUGUUCGAGUAGUGUGCCACCGCAGCUCAGACACUCAUGCUGGCUGAUGCUGAGAAGGACCCAGUGAUGGUUUGUCUUGCCCUACUUGCUCUGAGCUGCUCGUGUUUAUCGCCUUACUGGAUCUUCCAACCUUAUCUUGCUAGAACUUACUCAAGUUGAGUUUACAAAUUUUGCCAACAGUCUGAUCAAUGGUAUUCUUGACAAAACACGGUCAAGAACGAAGACUCAAAAAUCCGAUGCAGGGAUUUUAUCAAGUUCAGUCCGUCAUUCUGAGGGAAAGUGUCGACGAGGUAAAUCUUCGGAGGUACAUUGUCCUGGAAAAGGAAACUGCUACAGAUCAGGAGAAAUACAUGCGCUCUCGAAUACUAUGACUGAUCCUCCAGCAGACUGAAUUGCAAGUGACACUGGACUCGCAGUUUCAGGAGUUCGAGGGAAUCCAAACACACAUCUAAUUACAGUUUUGACUGGUGACUGUACGCCGCACGAUAGUGAUAGCCUGUAAAGAAGAUUGAAUACUCAGUAGUUGAGCAAAGGGAUGCUCAUUGCCCAAUCUCAACUGGAACAAUGAAAUGUUUCGAAAAAGUGCAGA
This is a messenger RNA of Marchantia polymorpha subsp. ruderalis, 1975 nucleotides long. Lineage: Eukaryota; Viridiplantae; Streptophyta; Marchantiopsida; Marchantiales; Marchantiaceae. The record is from the annotation of a GenBank genome assembly.